Xenopus laevis (African clawed frog) is the source of this 4189-nucleotide messenger RNA. Its product is annotated as mucin-2. The record is from RefSeq and is a predicted model, not a curated record. Bases 347 to 4189 code for a protein of 1280 amino acids. Lineage: Eukaryota; Metazoa; Chordata; Amphibia; Anura; Pipidae. The transcript is spliced from 3 exons.
CAUAUAGAUACAUAUAAUUAUAUAUAGUAAUAAUGUGCAUGUAAAUAUCUGGUGGGAGUUUCUCCCUGAGUAGCUGCUGACUGUGAGUAAAGGAAUGAGUAGUGGAAUUCCCCCGGGGCAGGUUCAGAGGCAGUAGGUGUUUGAGUCUCUUGGCUGAGCCCGGCAAUAUCCUGACAUCAUGUGGGUUGGUAUUUACCCUGCAGUUUCUGCCCCAUCAACACUGUGUCUCUGCCAACCCUGAGCCUCACUCCUCCUGCACCGACUGAAUGGAAAACUGUGCUGAACCCAGUGCUGAGAGCAGAGAUAACUGAGCAGCAGGAGAUACAGAGAUAAUCAGGGAAAGGACAUGGCUGGGCUCAGGCUUGGGGUGGCUGUCGCCUUCCUGCUGCUUCUGAAUUCAACUAAUGCAACUGAUGCCACUACCACUGAGAUCAAUGUAACAUCUGCUGCUGCCACUGAGACCAGUAGCUUCAUAUCAACUGCAUCCAACACCACCUCAGCAUCUCCUAUAACCACUGAGAUCACUGACCUUAUAUCCUCCACUGCUGCAAACGAGAUCACCUCAACAUCUCCUACUACCACUGAGACCACUAACCUCACAACCCCUACUGCUACAACUGACACCACCUCAGCAUCUUCUGCAACCUCUGAGACCACUAGCCUUGUUUCUACAACUACUCCAACUGAGACAACAUCAUUAUCUUCUACUACCAUUGAAAUGACAACCCCCACAACUCAUACUACAACAUCUGAAACCACCUCAGCAUUUCCUACAACCACUGAGAUCACUGACCUCAUAUCCUCCACUGCUGCAAAUGAGACCACCUCAACAUUUCCUACUACCACUGAGACCACUAGCCUCACAACCCCUACUGCUACUACUGACACCACCUCAGCAUCUUCAGCAACCUCUGAGACCACUAGCCUUGUUUCUACAACUACUACAACUGAAACCAUCUCAGCAUCUCCUACAACCACUGAGACCACUAUGACAUCCACUACUGCUACAACUGAGACCACAUCAGCAUCUCCUACUGCCAUUGAGAUGACAACCCCCACAACUCAUACUACAACAUCUGAAACCACCUCAGCAUUUCCAACAACCUCUGAGACCACUAGCCUUGUUUCUACAACUACUACAACUGAAACCAUCUCAGCAUCUCCUACAACCACUGAGACCACUAAUACAUCCACUAUUACUACAUCUGAGACCACAUCAGAAUCUCCUACUGCAAUUGAGAUGACAACCCCCACAACUCAUACUACUUUAGCUGACACCACCUCAGCAUCUUCAGCAACCUCUGAGACCACUAGCCUUGUUUCUACAACUACUACAACUGAAACCACAUCAGUAUCUUCUACAACCACUGAGACCACUAUGACAUCCACUACUGCUACAACUGAGACCACAUCAGAAUCUCCUACUGCCAUUGAGAUGACAACCCCCACAAACCAUACUACAUCUGAAACCACCUCAGCAUUUCCAACAACCACUGAGAUCACCGACCUCACAUCCUCCACUGCUGCAAAUGAGAUCACCUCAACAUCUCCUACUACCACUGAGACCACUAACCUCACAACCCCUACUGCUACAACUGAGACCAUCCCUGCAUCUUCUACAACCUCUGAGACCACUAGCCUUGUUUCUACAACUACUACAACUGAAACCAUCUCAGCAUCUCCUACAACCACUGAGACCACUAAUACAUCCACUAUUACUACAUCUGAGACCACAUCAGAAUCUCCUACUGCAAUUGAGAUGACAACCCCCACAACCCAUACUACUUUAGCUGACACCACCUCAGCAUCUUCUGCAACCUCUGAGACCACUAGCCUUGUUUCUACAACUACUACAACUGAGACAACAUCAUUAUCUUCUACUACCAUUGAAAUGACAACCCCCACAACUCAUACUACAACAUCUGAAACCACCUCAGCAUUUCCAACAACCUCUGAGACCACUAGCCUUGUUUCUACAACUACUACAACUGAAACCAUCUCAGCAUCUCCUACAACCACUGAGACCACUAAUACAUCCACUAUUACGACAUCUGAGACCACAUCAGAAUCUCCUACUGCAAUUGAGAUGACAACCCCCACAACCCAUACUACUUUAGCUGACACCACCUCAGCAUCUUCAGCAACCUCUGAGACCACUAGCCUUGUUUCUACAACUACUACAACUGAAACCACAUCAGUAUCUUCUACAACCACUGAGACCACUAUGACAUCCACUACUGCUACAACUGAGACCACAUCAGAAUCUCCUACUGCCAUUGAGAUGACAACCCCCACAAACCAUACUACAACAUCUGAAACCACCUCAGCAUUUCCUACAACCACUGAGAUCACCGACCUCACAUCCUCCACUGCUGCAAAUGAGACCACCUCAACAUCUCCUACUACCACUGAGACCACUAGCCUCACCACCCCUACUGCUAAAACUGAGACCCCCUCAGCAUCUUCUGCAACCUCUGAGACCACUAGCCUUGUUUCUACAACUACUACAACUGAGACCACAUCAGUACCUUCUACUGCCAUUGAAAUGACAACUCAUACUACAACAUCUGAAACCACCUCAGCAUCUCCUACAACCACUGAGAUCACUGACCUCACAUCCUCCACUGCUGCAAACGAGACCACCACAACAUUUCCUACUACCACUGAGACCACUAGCCUCACAACCCCUACUGCUACUACUGACACCACCUCAGCAUCUUCAGCAACCUCUGAGACCACUAGCCUUGUUUCUACAACUACUGCAACUGAAACCAUCUCAGUAUCUCCUACAACCACUGAGACCACUAUGACAUCCACUACUGCUACAACUGAGACCACAUCAGAAUCUCCUACUGCCAUUGAGAUGACAACCCCCACAAACCAUACUACAACAUCUGAAACCACCUCAGCAUUUCCAACAACCACUGAGAUCACCGACCUCACAUCCUCCACUGCUGCAAAUGAGAUCACCUCAACAUCUCCUACUACCACUGAGACCACUAACCUCACAACCCCUACUGCUACAACUGAGACCAUCCCAGCAUCUUCUACAACCUCUGAGACCACUAGCCUUGUUUCUACAACUACUACAACUGAAACCAUCUCAGCAUCUCCUACAACCACUGAGACCACUAAUACAUCCACUAUUACUACAUAUGAGACCACAUCAGAAUCUCCUACUGCAAUUGAGAUGACAACCCAUACUACUUUAGCUGACACCACCUCAGCAUCUUCUGCAACCUCUGAGACCACUAGCCUUGUUUCUACAACUACUACAACUGAGACCACAUCAGUAUCUUCUACUACCAUUGAAAUGACAACCCCCACAACUCAAACUACAACAUCUGAAACCACCUCAGCAUUUCCUAAAACCACUGAGAUCACCGACCUCACAUCCUCCACUGCUGCAAAUGAGACCACCUCAACAUCUCCUACUACCACUGAGACCACUAGCCUCACCACCCCUACUGCUAAAACUGAGACCCCCUCAGCAUCUUCUACAACCUCUGAGACCACUAGCCUUGUUUCUUCAACUACUACAACUGAGACCACAUCAGUAUCUUCUACUACCAUUGAAAUGACAACCCCCACAACUCAUACUACAACAUCUGAAACCAACUCAGCAUUUCCUACAACUACUGAGAUCACUAGCCUUAUUUCCACAAAGACUUCAACUGAAACCACCUCAGCAUCUCCUACAACCACUGAGACCACUAUCUUUACAUCCACACCUACUAUUACUACCACUGAGACCACAUCAGCAUUUUCUAUUAAUGUAACUGAGGCCGCUACCACUGAGAUCAAUGUAACAUCUGCUGCUGCCUCUGAGACCAGUAGCUUCAUAUCUACUGCAUCCAAGACCACCUCAGCAUCUCCUACAACCACUGAGACCACUAUCUUUACAUCCACACCUACUAUUACUACCACUGAGACCACAUCAGCAUUUUCUAUUAAUGUAACUGAGGCCACUACCACUGAGAUCAAUGUAACAUCUGCUGCCGCCACUGAGACCAGUAGCUUCAUAUCAACUGCAUCCAAGACCACCUCAGCAUCUCCUAUAACCACUGAGAUCGCUGACCUCAUAUCCUCCACUGCUGCAAACGAGAUCACCUCAACAUCUCCUACUACCACUGAGACCACUAACCUCACAACCCCUACUGCUACAACUGAGACCAUCUCAAACCACUGA